This is a messenger RNA of Penicillium cataractarum, 1413 nucleotides long. Its product is annotated as N-ethylmaleimide reductase. The transcript has 6 exons. The coding region runs from base 1 to 1413 and encodes 470 amino acids. Lineage: Eukaryota; Fungi; Ascomycota; Eurotiomycetes; Eurotiales; Aspergillaceae. The record is from RefSeq and is a predicted model, not a curated record.
AUGGUUGAUCAGGAGGACGGUAUCAGGAGUCCGUAUCAUUUUAUCGCCUCACAAAGUUCAAACGAUGACCGCACAGCGAGGCGUCUAGCACGAUCGCAUGCUGUGACCCGAGGUCUCGAGAACAAACGAAGGGCUCAGCUAAAACUAGGUCAUAAUUUUCGCGUGAUAUCUCCCAAGAACGCCAAUAAACAACCAAUGAGCAGGAGAAACUCGAACAAAGCGCUUAUCAAUCAACCAUAUAACCCCUUUUCAGCCUCGCCUGGCUUUUUCCAUUGGCUUGCUACAGAAUCACCGAAACUGCAUGAAUUGCUGGACCGAGUAGCGACUAGCAAGCCUAUGGAGCCAGUUUUAAGUGUUUCCGAUGAGCUUGUUCUCCAAAACUUCCGUCCAAUCCUCCGAACAGGGCCAGAUGAUGAUCUUCUUUUAAGCGCUAUUAUGCUUACAUUCUCCUUUGCAAGUACCGCCGGUAACUUCAAUAGGGAGUGCUUGGAGUAUCAAAAUGCUGCUUUGAGUUCUGUUCGCCAAAGGAUUAGCUCUCCAAAUACAGCUACCAUGGAGUCGACCUUGGGUUCUAUUCUACUCCUCGCUUGUGUAGAGGCUCAACAACGAGCACCACGUCAGGUACAACUUCAUAUGGGGGCAAUCCACCAACUCCUUGAAGUAUGCCAAAGGAAAGGAGUUUAUUUAAGUGAUGGCAUCAAGCGUGCAAUAUUCUGGUCAGACUUGAACGCUGCAGUGAUCGCAGGCUCGGCCCGAGUCGUUGAUCAUACAACCUUCUCCGAGCUCCAAUGGAAAAGAGACCCCUUUUCUCCUGACUUCUUCAUCUUGCCAUCGGGCUUCCAAGCGCAGUCUCAUUUAUUGAGUGAAGACUUUGUCGAAAUACUCAAGGAUAUCUGUGCAUUGCAAUGCAUUCGAGACUCAGCCCUUUUCGGCAUAGAGGAUGCACUGUCCAUGGCGCAUGUUGAUAACCACCAGGCCUCUAUCCAGUCGAGGCUAGUAGAUCUUCCCAAUCUGUCGCUCUCACCAAUAGCGGAAUGUUGUCAAAUAGCGGCAUAUAUAUGCUCAACCAUGCUCCGCUGCAAGAUUUGGCGCACCUCAACUAUUCCCUCCCAUCUUUCCUUGCAACUACUUAGCAAACUCCAAGAGACAAAUGAGGACACAACAUGGAAUGACUCGCCGGAGCUACUGGUUUGGCUUCUGCACGUUGGCGGCGCUUUUGCUCCCCCGGGUGCUAUCCGAAUGACCUACAUUGAAUUGUUGCACUUGAACCUCAGCACUAGGCUUAGAGGUUUGUAUACUACAUGGGCAGAGUUGCAUAUUAUUCUCCAGUGCUUUAUUUGGUCAGAGAAAGCAUUUAUGUCGCAGAUUCAGGCUUUCUGGGAGGAAUGCCAUGUCUCAUAUCGGUUAGAGUAA